Eupeodes corollae is the source of this 3395-nucleotide messenger RNA. It is a transcript of the gene Hnf4, whose product is annotated as transcription factor HNF-4 homolog. Gene Ontology annotation, biological process: cell differentiation; anatomical structure development; regulation of transcription by RNA polymerase II. Gene Ontology annotation, molecular function: zinc ion binding; nuclear steroid receptor activity; nuclear receptor activity. Gene Ontology annotation, cellular component: nucleus. The coding region runs from base 1000 to 2922 and encodes 640 amino acids. NCBI's taxonomy places the organism in Eukaryota, Metazoa, Arthropoda, Insecta, Diptera, Syrphidae. The record is from RefSeq and is a predicted model, not a curated record. The transcript has 8 exons.
AAAGAAACUACUUGUGGUGAUAACGAACUCGGAAACGAUCGCUGGCGAUCUUUCAAUUCAAUGUUCGAAUUCUAUUUGAGAAAAAAAAAUUAUACCCAUCAAAAUCAAAAUAAAAACACACACAAAAUUAAUUUCAUAUUAAAAAUAGACAUAUUCAAUAAUGAUUACAAUAAAAUAAAACAAAAUAAUUUAUUAAUUGAAUUAUGAUCGCGAAUGUGUAUUCUAUUAAUCGCAUUAAAAUGAAUAUGUAAAAAUACACUUGCUAUUACUACCUCCCAUUUGAACGUAUUUGUGCUUACGUAGAUAUUAUUAAAAAUAAAAUAAGACCAAGGUGUAGUGAAUCUGAAUAGUGUGAUACUGAUUUAUUUACCCUUAGCUCAGCUCCAUGUAUUACGAAAAAUAACUUAAAUGGAUGUCAUGAUAAAACUAAAAAUACUGAAACCGAUGACGGAACAAAAUAAAUAUUAAAUCAAAAUUGUUCGCUAAAUAUUUCUUGUCAGGCAUUCGAUGAUUUAAACUAAUCAAAUAAAAAGCCCUACCUUCUCAUAUUCAACAGUUGGUUGGUCUUCGUAGUGGUGCAACAAUAUCGCAUGCAUAUGAGACGAAGACGACAAUGCUCUAGCCAUUCAAAUGUUUAAAAACAAAAUCACCACUCAAUUGAAAGUGUUAAACUUAAACAUCGGGAACGGGAACGAAAACGGGAAGAUAGAACACAAACUCUCAAUUCUGAAACUAUCAAACUAAAAACUAGUUAAUAUUGGAAGCGAAGAAGGAGAAAAAUGGGCGCCGCAUGCGUAGCGUAGUCGGGCGCUCUUUGGAAUGUUAUGUGUUUAUUUUAUUUUUAAAUUAAAAUUAUGAAUAAAAUUUGACUUCAAUGAUUUUUGUUUUCAUCAUCAUCAUACAUAAAUUAAUAUGCGUUAGCGUAAAUUUUGUGCGCGACUGCGAGGCCGAGAAGGGCUCAGCUAAAGUUUUAUUCUAACGAAACAAAAAUGAAUUAAAAUGAAGGACCCACAAGACAAUCUAUUAAAGAAUAAUAGUUUAUGUGAUCAAGACCAGAAACCAGAUGUCAUUCCAGAAAUUGAUCUAAAAUAUAAAGAUGCAGAAAGUCAUAUGUUAAACAGUAGUAAUGGAGGAGGUAGCAGUAGUCAAUCGGCACCGAGUCCAAUUGACCAAAAUCUUAGUCCAACACUUAGUCCAGGAAGCAGCAGUACUGCAGUAGGCAGCAAUAGCAAUACUUUCUUGCAGAACAAUUCACAAACGGCAACAGUUUGUGCUAUAUGUGGGGACAGAGCAACGGGUAAACACUAUGGAGCAUCUAGCUGUGAUGGUUGCAAAGGAUUUUUCAGACGAAGUGUCAGAAAGAAUCACCUUUACACAUGCAGAUUCUCUCGAAACUGUGUCGUUGAUAAGGACAAAAGAAACCAAUGUCGCUAUUGCCGUCUUCGAAAAUGCUUUAAAGCUGGCAUGAAAAAGGAAGCAGUUCAAAAUGAACGCGAUCGAAUUAGCUGUCGUCGAACAUCCAACGAAGACCCAGAUCCUGGUAAUGGACUAUCUGUGAUAUCACUCCUUAAGGCUGAAAGGGAAAGCCGCCAGUCUAAAGCUGGCGCCGCAAUGGAAACAACACAAAAUGAAGAUCUAUCCAGUAAACAAUUUGCCAGCAUAAACGAUGUAUGCGAAUCAAUGAAACAACAACUAUUAACAUUAGUUGAAUGGGCUAAGCAAAUACCUGCCUUCAAUGAUCUGCAUUUAGACGAUCAAGUUGCAUUGCUGCGAGCACACGCCGGUGAACAUCUUUUAUUGGGCUUGUCAUGGCGAUCGAUGCAUUUAAAAGAUAUCCUAUUGUUAGGAAAUAAUUGUGUUAUAACAAAACAUUGUCCAGAUGCCCGACUUUCACCGAAUUUGGAUAUUUCUCGCAUUGGAGCAAGAAUAAUCGAUGAAUUGGUUUUUGCCAUGAAAGAUGUUAACAUCGACGAUACUGAAUUGGCUUGUAUUAAAGCUCUUGUCUUUUUUGAUCCAAAUGCCAGAGGACUCAAUGAACCACAAAGGAUUAAAAAUCUUCGACACCAAGUUUUGAACAACCUUGAAGACUACGUCUCAGACAGACAAUACGAGUCACGAGGUAGAUUUGGGGAAAUACUACUGAUCUUACCAGUGCUGCAAUCAAUAACAUGGCAAAUGAUUGAACAAAUUCAAUUUGCAAAAAUCUUCGGAGUGGCACGCAUUGAUUCCCUUUUACAAGAGAUGCUUCUAGGAGGUGAAUUAGCUGACAAUUCAUCACCUCUAUCACCCCCAAUUGUAAAUGCCUACAAUCCAACAAAUCCUAUGGACCAAAGUCAAGUAUCGUCAAGUUUAGAUCCACUUUCACCUAGCAAUUCAGACCAAAUAUCACAGGAGUCAUUGCCUAACUGCUUAGACACGGGAUUAGAUGUGCCAAUGAUAGCACCGCUUAUUGACUCAAUGCCGCCAGCAAGCACUUUCGAUCAUAGACAAUCAUCAAGGCCGCAAUUAAUGUCGCCCCUGCGCAACAAUUCACCAAACUCACCAAUGGAUCCAACAGACGUGUACAACAAUCACCAACACAGAACCCAACAAAACAAUGCUCAUCACCAUCAUCAGCAACACCAAGAUCAACAACAACAGCAUCAACAACGAAUUCCUUCAUACCGCCAAGAAAUAAUGUCACCGCAAAAUAACAACUCGAAUAACAAUCAAUUAGACCGUGUUAGUGUUCGAAGCCCAAGUGAGAUGACAUUAAAUGAGUACAAUCGCACAUCAACCGAUGAAAUAAUGCGACAACCGCCAAAUAAAAUAAGUCGCUCCGAUGGUAUACCAAGUCCAACUUCGUCGAACUUUUUACUUGGUGUUCAGGAUAAUGAUAGUUAUAGAAUGACCCUUAAACAGGAACCGGAAACUGGCUACUAACUAAUGGUGGAAUAAUGAAAUUUUUGGCUUUUUGGUACUGGGCUUGCUACUUCUAUGUGCAAUAGCUAAGAGAUUUUUUGAUAUAAAUUUUGUAUACACACAUUAUUAUCUAGUUAUAUAAUGUAUAUUUUAGUUAUAUUUAAAUAAUAUUUUUCCAAAAUUGGGAAAUGGCACAAUCAAAAUACUAUUUUAUCAGCAAUACAAUAUUUUCUAGGGAAAAAUUAAAUUUCUUAUCAAUUGUAGUUAGACAUAUAGAUAUGAGGUACUUUUUAGGGUAGGUAGAUUCAUUCAUAUCAGAUCAAUAAAAUAUGGAUUAAAAUCGUAUCACUUUUUACCAGUUUUAUUUUUUUUGUUUUUAAGUAGAAUGUGUAGGUAGUAUAAAAUUGUUGUUAAGGAAAAUAUUCUGAAAUUAUGUUGUAAAUAAUUUUAAAACUUAUAUUAAUGCGGAAAUAUACAUUGUUUUUAUUGUUAUA